CCUACUGGCUAGCUGGAGUGUUCUUGUACAAACAUUAGUGCCAUUUCAAUGGUUUUUACCUACCAUGCUGCUUCUUGAGUUCUUUCUUGUGCUUUAUCAUUAAUUGGUGCCAUCCUAUCUUUCAUGCAGAUUCGUCGCCAGAGUUCUAUGUCUAACGUGGAUAAUAGCCCACAAUCUUUGCUCGCAUUCAAUGGAAACCAGAAUGUGCAUGGGUUAUAUGAUUUUCUAUUAAAUUAUAGAUUUUUAUUAACCUCUUUGACUAGUAUGGAUGUUCCUGUAUUAUAUUCACCAGUACCAUUUCAAAACGCUGCCCUUUCUUGUCCAGAGGUUAGAUGCAAGGAAGUGAGAAGGGCUGAUAAUAUAUCUUUUCCUCUAAAGGAAUUCAACAUGAAAGAUGAAUCUUCAUCUUCUGGUUUCUGCUAUAGCAUUGAAAUCAAGGAUGCAUAUCUUCCUCCAUGGGUAAUCAGCAGUUUUUGUGAAGCCAUGUGCUCUGAGGGAAUGAGCUUUGAGGCAAGUUUUGGUGACAUGCAGUUUUGUUACGGAAUCUACCACAACUGGGUUGAAUGUUGGCUUCGAGACCAUUUGCCAGAAAGUGAAUCCUCAUCAACCCACAGCAGUUGAAGGCUUGCAAGAAAGUAGAAGCGCUUAUGGUAUUUCAAACACCAUUUUUUCUCUUCACUUGCGUUCUGCCUUUCUAAAAGGUUUGAAGUACAAUAAUGGUUCUUAUACAGCUUCUGUUUCAUCCGUUUGACAUUCUAUUUUAUGUCGUCUUUACCAUAAAUGAAACAGUGAACUCUUGUUUUCACGACAUAAUGGUGAUUAUUUUUGCCCUUUCGGUUUUUGGUAGAAAAUGCUAACCAUUUCUGUAUUUGAUGUAAUGUUGUUGAAUUGUUUGAUCUACACUUUGAUUGAAAUUGUAAUUUUAUUUAACCCAGAUUAGAAGUUAAAAAAAAAGGAAGAAAAGAAUUGAAACAGUUGUUAAACUACUGGCAAUUUUUAAACAGUAACAUUGGUAUAACAGAAGUAGGGAACCAUGUAAGCAUCACAUAGACAAAGAAAACGCUUCAAAACGUUUGGUUU
Messenger RNA from Camellia sinensis, 1080 nucleotides. Lineage: Eukaryota; Viridiplantae; Streptophyta; Magnoliopsida; Ericales; Theaceae. The record is from RefSeq and is a predicted model, not a curated record.